AAAAAGAGUUAUCGAUAGUUUUAAAAGAAAAACAUUGCGCAGCAAAAUAUUUACUAUAAAUAUUCGCCUGGUGGGGCUUAUGCCAAAUAAUUGGACUGCCUGAUAAAUUGUCCAUGCAGCGAAAAAUCAUUUUAAAAUCCAUGGGUAAACAAGCGUGCGGCCGUUAUCAACAAUACGCACGACCAUUCAUAAUAGUGUCUAACGCUUUUGAUUUUUACAUGGAACUGGAUAUAGAGCUAGAGCGAACACAUUUCUAGACAAAAAAAAAACAACGUAAUUACAGAGCCCAAUGUCGGAAGUGACCGAGCCGGACGCUUCUUCCGGUUACCAAAGCCGUGAGCUCGAUGAAUUUCGCGUGAACUGGCAGCGCGAGCUUCACGGACAAAACGAAUGCUCGCAGGCAAAAGAUCAGCCGCCCGGCAUUCAUGACAUUGAAGCGCAAGCCAGGGCUGAGACCCUCUAUCGCACAGCCGUGGAGUUGGAGCAGCGAGGCAAAGUGUAUGACGCUCUAGCCUACUACCGCAAAGCCACCCAAAUGGUACCUGAUAUUGAGUUUAAAUUUUACGAGCAGCAAAAAUUAAUAGUAGAUGCCAACAAAAAGUAUCAUAAUCUACCCGGUGAUUUUGCUAAGCAACUUGAUUUGGCCGACAAGGAGGCUAAAGAAGAUGUAGAGCCAAUUGAUGGUUUGUAUGAGAAGUUCCUGCGUGAUCUUUGCUGUGAGGAAAUCUACGGAGGCAAAAUCGUUAUAAACAGUCGCGAUUCAAGUGUUUUAACAACGGGAAAUAAUUUGCACAUUUCCGAUCUACCACCUGAGAUUUUAAUCAAUAUAUUGCGUUGGGUGGUAUCCUCUCAGCUGGAUAUGCGUUCCCUGGAACAGUUUUCAGCUGUUUGCAAAGGUUUCUAUGUGUAUGGGCGAGACGAGGAGCUAUGGCGAUUGGCUUGCGUCAAAGUGUGGGGCCACAAUGUGGGCACGUUAGAUGCGAAGGACGGUGGUGCAUGCUACGAGACCUGGCGGGAUAUGUUUAUAAGGCGCGAUCGAGUACUAUUCAAUGGCUGCUACAUCAGCAAAACCACCUACUUACGCAUGGGCGAGAAUAGUUUUCAGGAUCAGUUUUACAGGCCGCUGCAGCUAGUCGAAUACUAUCGCUAUAUACGUUUUCUGCCCGAUGGCAAAGUGCUCAUGAUGACAAGUGCUGAUGAACCAGCGCAGGGUGUUAACAAGCUAAAGCAACUCUAUCAUACACGUCCUGAUGUGAUGCGCGGUCGUUAUCGGCUCUUUGGCAGCACUGUAACUCUGAUGUUGCAGAAGACACAACAACAUGCCAGGACCACGGCACAGCGACAUCGUCGUGGUAGUCUGAUGCCCGGAGAGGAAGACAGUACCAAUACGCAGUAUGUGAUUGAGCUACGCAUCAUGAACUCACCCAAGCGACGUUUUGCGCAGCUGGUUUGGUCCAACUACACGUUGGUGCAGCAGCGGAAUAAGGUGGAGCAAAGCUCUGAAUUUGAUUUAACAGCCGCCAAGUAUCCGCCGUUAUGGUUCUCCGCCGUAAAGAGCUAUCAUCUGGAUGCCGAUGCGCCGCUCUCUUAAUUUUGAUUUUGUGUAAAUA
Messenger RNA from Drosophila hydei, 1610 nucleotides. Its product is annotated as F-box only protein 9. Gene Ontology annotation, molecular function: protein binding. Gene Ontology annotation, cellular component: SCF ubiquitin ligase complex. The record is from RefSeq and is a predicted model, not a curated record. NCBI's taxonomy places the organism in Eukaryota, Metazoa, Arthropoda, Insecta, Diptera, Drosophilidae. The transcript is spliced from 3 exons. Bases 290 to 1591 code for a protein of 433 amino acids. Gene Ontology annotation, biological process: SCF-dependent proteasomal ubiquitin-dependent protein catabolic process.